UGCAAUAUGACGAUGUGAAAGGCAGAUUGAAGGAGAGACAUAAGAAAUGACUGGGAAUUGGUCAGAUCUGCCUGGUGACCUGCUUUCGCAAAUUGCGAAUGGUCUAGGGCUUAUUGAUUUUCUCAGUUUUCGUUGUGUUUGCAAAGAUUGGAACACUGCUUCUUUAAAAGUAUCACCGUAUGAUAGAUCUGUUUUGUGUGAUCCAUGGUUUCUAAUGUAUGGAGGAGAAGGUUCUAAGUGUUCUGUGCUAAGCCAUCAGAACAAAUGCUACUCCAUCAACCUUCCAGAACUUGAUGGUGCAAGGUGCCUUGCCUCUUAUGAAGGAUGGUUGCUUCUGUUUGGGGAGGGUUCAUUGUUCUUUUUCUGCCCCUUCUCAAGAGCAAAAAUAGAGCUUCCAAAUUGUCCUUUAACCGACGCAUCUGAGCAUGUUGCAGCAUUCUCAGCACCUCCCACUUCUGAAGAUUGCAUUGUUUUUACUGUCAAAGAUUUCGAUCCAGAUCAUAUUAAUUAUUGUUCAAUCAUUUCGUAUCAAAUUGGUUGGAAUUUUCCUUCAAAUGAAAAAUUGUAA
Messenger RNA from Vigna radiata var. radiata (mung bean), 568 nucleotides. Its product is annotated as F-box/kelch-repeat protein At1g57790-like. Gene Ontology annotation, molecular function: protein binding. Lineage: Eukaryota; Viridiplantae; Streptophyta; Magnoliopsida; Fabales; Fabaceae. The coding region runs from base 47 to 568 and encodes 173 amino acids. The transcript is spliced from 3 exons. The record is from RefSeq and is a predicted model, not a curated record.